Messenger RNA from Gasterosteus aculeatus aculeatus (three-spined stickleback), 6142 nucleotides. NCBI's taxonomy places the organism in Eukaryota, Metazoa, Chordata, Actinopteri, Perciformes, Gasterosteidae. The record is from RefSeq and is a predicted model, not a curated record.
GACGGAGUGGGAGACGAAGCGGCUCGCUUCAUUCCGCUGCUUCCUCAGCAUCCGUUUCGUGAGCUCUUCUUCUGGAAAGGAGAGAGAGAACUGGAGGAGGAAAAGCCUGAAAAAAUCCACUGAAGAGGGAGGAUAUCGAGGAAAAUAACAUAUAAUCAGGGCUCAUUGGAAUCCACCACCCGCUCUCACUGCUUUGGCAGAGCUGUCUGAAAGUUUCCGUCCAGGGGGGGUGGACGCCCUCCCCUCGUUUUGGGGAUGAACAGCGGAUGCUGAAUUUCAUUCCAGAAGGCAGAAGGAGAGCUGUGAAUACCGGCUGGAUUCACUUGCAGCGGAGCUGCUAGUGCGCACCAGAAGAGAUCCUACAGUGCUUCUGUCUCUCACACACGCAUUUUCCUGCAGACUACAUAUCAUUAUUUCACUGUGUCAAGGUGGAAUAUCAGGGGGGGGUGGGGGGGCAGGCUACCUGGAAGAAAAUCCUCUGAGCCAGGGAAGUAAAGGAGAACGGAUUAUGUGGAAAAAUCAAUGAAGGUCAUGCUGUUGAAAAGAGUAAGUUCUCGUCAGAAAAGGCUGUGAAUCGGGCUGAGAUUCUGAGAGACUUGGAGGAUCCUCUUAGCAUUUUGGUCUCCUCUGUGGAGCAGCAACGGGCUCCAGACCCCUCCUUGUGGACUAUAGGGUUCUGGAUACUAUUUUCAAGACUGAACGUGUGCAGGCACCUAUCCGCUCUCCGGCCAGGACGCAGACAUGUUCUUUGCAUUCGUUCCAGUGUGACCCUGGAGUGAGCGACCCGUGAAUAGAGUCACACUGGGGGGUUUCUAAAGGACUUUCUUGCUUCUGUAACAGUGAAUUCGACAUCUGACAUUGGGAAGCCCUGCAGACAGAAGAGCCACAAUAAGGAAGAAGAGAACAGGCCAUGGCCGAGGGGAUGAUUGCUUCUCAAAGUGCUUCACAUGGGUCUGCAUGUACAGGCUGAUCCUCCAGCUGCUGCUGUUUGUACUGAGGUCUCCUUAAAUGCAGACGCCUCAGAAACUACAACAUCUCUACUUAAUUAAAAAGAAAGGAAGUUAGCAAAACUCCAAAGGGGCUGAGCAGUAGAACCGUGACAGAAUGGUCGACUGUCUGAGCAAAGUCAUGCUGCACGCGGUCGUCUCGUGCUGGCAACCGUUCCUGGGACUGGCCCUGGUGGCCGUCUUCGUGGGUUCCACCCAGGCGUGUCCCUCGCGCUGCGAGUGUUCAGCGCAGACCAAGGCGGUCGUGUGUCACCGCAAGCGCAUGCCCAGCAUCCCGGACGGCAUCCCGACCGAGACCAGGAUCCUGGACCUUAGUAAGAACAAGCUGACCAUGAUCAACCCUGACGACUUUUUAGUCUUUCCUGGGCUCGAGGAACUCGACCUCAGUGGAAAUAUUAUUAGUUAUGUUGAGCCCGGAGCUUUCAACGGACUGUUCACGAUGCACUCGCUCAGCCUCAAGAGCAAUCGUAUCAAGCUGAUCCCUCUGGGCGUCUUCGCAGCCUUAACGAAUCUCACCCGACUGGAUAUAAGUGACAACAAGAUCGUCAUCCUGCUGGAUUACAUGUUCCAGGACUUGCACAAUCUAAAGUAUUUGGAAGUGGGUGACAAUGACCUGGUUUACAUUUCUCAUCGUGCAUUCAGUGGACUUUUGAGCCUGGAGAUGCUAACCUUAGAAAGGUGUAACCUCACAGUUGUACCAACCGAGGCCCUUUCCCACCUGCAUAAUCUGGUCAGUCUCCAUUUACGUUACCUCAGCAUCAGCUCUCUGCAUGCUUACUCCUUCAAAAAACUGUUCCGUCUUCGGAAUUUAGAAAUCGAUAAUUGGACUUCACUGAACCAAGUGCUUCCCAACACACUGCACGGCCUGAAUCUGUCCGCUCUGUUCAUAACCAACACCAACUUGUCCUCCUUCCCUUACCAAGCCCUGAAGCAUCUACCCUACCUGACGAGUCUCAACCUGUCUUUCAACCGCAUCAGGCACAUUGAAGGUGGGAUGCUGAUGGAACUGGUGCGGCUUAAAGAGCUCCAUCUGGUCGGAACUCAGCUAACAACCAUUGAGCUGCAUGCCUUCCAGGGCCUGAGGGGGCUUAAAGUCCUCAAUGUCUCUCACAACCGACUGAAUACACUGGAGAAGGGUGUCUUUCAGUCCCCUGAGGCUCUGGAGGUUCUUCUGAUUGACAACAACCCCUUGGUGUGUGACUGUCGUCUCAUGUGGAUUCUACAGAAAAGGCACUCCAUCUUCUUUGGAGAGUCGCAGCCGGAGUGCAGCACACCUGAAGGUAUUCGUGGAAGGCCUUUUAAAGAGUUCAAGGAGACUCUCCUGUCCUAUUACGUCACGUGCACCAAGCCAAAAAUCCGUGAGAACAAAACACAAACCAUUACUGUGGAUGAAGGCCAGCAGGCGAUGUUGAGCUGCAGUGCCGAAGGAACCCCGAGGCCUUUGGUGUCCUGGCUGUCCCCACGCCGACAGGUGCUGACAAGCAGGAGCCACGGAAGAGUCACCGUCCACAACAAUGGUACGCUGGAGAUCAAGUCGGCAGAGGUGCAAGACGGCGGUGUCUACCUUUGCCUCGCCUCCAACAGUGCUGGGAACGACACCCUGAUGACUUCGUUGGCGGUGAAAAGUCUGGGAUCACUGUAUGCCAACAGGACCCAGUACUACACCGAUCCCAGCAACACCACCGCCAACGGCACGGCCGGUGUGACCCUUGGCUUAGACCUAAAGACCAUUUUAGUGUCAACCGCCAUGGGCUGUUUCACGUUUCUUGGAGUGGUGUUGUUUUGUUUCCUGCUUCUUUUCGUUUGGAGCAGAGGGAAAGGAAAACAUAAAAACAACAUAGACGUUGAAUACGUGCCUCGGUCAAAGUCCAACGGCACUAACGUUGACUCUGCGGAGGGACAAGCCGGUCCUCGUCGUUUUAACAUGAAAAUGAUGUGACUUCUUUUAUAAAUACAAGGUUCUGGAUUGUGGAAACGCCCAAAGUACAAUGUAUUUUUUUGAAAAUCUGACUACUGAACUUCCCACAGAUUCAGGGAGAAAAGUAGUGAGAACAUUUUCGGCAUCAAAAUAAGAUAAUUAGUAUCUAAAAUCACUGGAUCUUUGUGUAAUGGUUGAAUAUACCUUGUUUCAAAUGAAGAAAGUCGCAGUAGGACGACCUCUGACGACCUCUGACGACCUCUGACGUCAUUGCCAGCGGGCAGCUUCUUCGACGUGGAUAAGGAGUGAAUACUUUUGCCGCCAUGGGGACCUGGAGAGGGGUCAUAUAUCAGCUUUUUGAAGUUUAUAUGCCCAAAAAGAAGGAUGCUUCAGUUUUAAGUUGGAUCUACAGACUUGGCUGAACAAUGUACAGUUCAAAUUUGUAACUACGCUAUUAACCUACUUUGUUUAGUCUUGCGCCAUGCUUAUUCACUGAACAAAUCAACAAAACAGAUCACAAUUUCUUAUGUUCAAUACUGAAUUUGUGUACUUAAUGCUUCAUUGUGUACAUGUAUAUCCAUCCAAAAGAACUAUUCAUAGCAAUAUUCAUGGGAUGCAUUAGCCAAAAUUGAUAUAACCUUCAGACUUUUGAAGUUUUCAUGGAUUCAUGAAGGGCUUCUAUGGGUGAUCACAUGUCCCCGUUCCCCCAAUUGACUCCUAGAUAUUAAUAAAUAUAAAUUAUUUAUCAAUGAAAAAAAGAAGAAAAAAUAUUUUAUUUAUGACCAAUGUUGAGCAUUUAAAAAAAGUCUGUUCACUUGAAUUGAAAAAGCGGUGACCCCGUAUCGGUUGAAGUACCUACAUGAACCACCUUUUUUUUCUUCAUUUUUAUUACUUUAACUGUAAAUUUGCUGGUUGGCAAAGCCAAUUUUACUACAGUGACAUUUGCAUAACUUUCCCAAGUAUGAAAUUUGGACUUUGUUGUGGUAGUUCCUCAUUUUGUUGUUGAAUCAUUUAGAUUGUGAAAACUUCAAAGUAAAAGUAAAAAAAAAAAUGUAUGUGAAAUAAAUGAAGAUGUAUUUGUACCAAUGAGUCCGACUAAAUGGUUAAAACAUGAAGAAAUCUUCUCUUCUUCAGGCUCAAUGAUGACGUCACAAUCUUCUUUUGACUAUUGGGUAAAGAAGUUAUACAUAACAACGAAUGAUGGACCAAAGUAAUGUGAUUCUGUGUAGCUAAACGGUAAUACCAUUAAUAAUGUGUCCCAUGAUACUACAUCAUUUACAUACUAAAUUGUCACAAAGCAAAUUACUUCCUCGUAGAGGAUUGUAGCGUCUCUGUAUCUUCUUCAGGGUGCUUUAUGAGAAACGUGCCCAGAGAUAACUUGUACUUUUAUUUAAAGCUAAAUAGAUAAAUCGUUAUUAAUUGAAAAAUCCGGUCAAAAAUAAGAGGACACAAUCGCUAAAGCCUACCGGGCCUUCAUCCUCUUUUUAAUGACUAUAAGACAGUUGCAUAGACUUGGAUUUAGUCUCGGCCUCAGACUGGUCUCUGCUUGGAACAAUUUAACUUACCUGUUGUAUGAAUAUUAACAAACCCCUCCCCCUGUCUGGGGUGAGAGCUUUCGUCUUGGUUGGAUGAUUGAUUUGCUUCUGAACAUUUUUAAAUACUGUAAUAUAACGUUAAUGCCAGAGGCAUAUUUCCAAAUAUCAAACAUAUGACAAUAAUUGAAAUGUCAGCUUUGUUUUAAAAAACUGAAAUCUCGAAUGUACAUUAGGUGAGGAAAUUUGGUUUCAACGCCCAUCUCGAAAAGUUGUCUGAUGAAAUCACCAAAGCAGACCUUCAUUACCUGUUUUCGUGUAUUGUUCGUGUACCGCAAUAUGAAACGUGCACCCAGCAAAUAGAAAUGAAUUGCUUAUCAUAAAUAUAAAAACUACUCUGCAUCAACAAAUGAUUAAUGGCCUAUGGUCCAAAGAUCUAGUGUUAAUACAUACAUUAAGAAACACUUACAGAAAAGAUGAUGAUUAACAGUAAUUGCAUUCUGCAGACAUAAAAAUGUGAUCUACAUCAAAAUUUCUUGUUAUUUUGUUCUUAUCUCCCAGAAGAAUGCGAGUCGCUGUGCUGAUCCUCAUUUGUGCAGCUUCCUUCAUACAGAAAUGAGAGCACCGAAUCCUCCUUCUUUUCCACAAAUAGGAAACAAGCAGAACAAAGUUACCUUUAUAGGUCGGCGCUGCUCGGCCACAGAUUAUAUGUAAAAAUGUUUUGUGAGAACCACUUUGUAUUCCUCGUAUAAACAAAGUGCAUCCUGUCUGUCCUCCUGUGGUGGCACUAUUUUGUAUUUUUUCUAAACAAGAUGAUAAAUUAUAAUAAUAUAUAAUUAGCAACUACGUUUGAAAAGAGUUAUACAAAAAUUGGCAUCCCUUAUUAUAGGAUUAUGUAUUAAUUGUACAUAUUAAUUAUUACAAUGCCCACACGUUGCUGUGGUAACGCAGAUUUGCUUUAAAAGAUAGCUGGAAUGUGUGACAUCACUCUGUGACAUCACUGAGGGUACAAAGUAACAAUUCUGUGCAUUUGUUGAGUGGUCCUCUUUGUACUAAUAUAAUUCACUUCAUUUUGAAUAAUGCAUAUUGAUUGCAUAUGAUGCGCUGUUUGUUCUCCUCUGAUCAGUUAUUGACUGAUCUGACCUCUCUUUACUUUUAGACUCAUUAGUGAGGUUAAUUUGACAAACAGAUGGGUGUCUCUCAAUCAUUCAUGCAGUUUUGACUGAAACAGAACAGCUGUAGUCUCAAGCUGCACAGAAAAAAUGUGUUCAGUAAUUAAAAUAUCACUAAUCUAUGAAACAGAUCAUUGUAGUUGAAGAUGCCACACCGUUAAUAAAAGCUCAAACCCUCAAAACUUUUCUAACCCUUUUUAAUAAUACUCCUCCUUCUUUACCGGUCCUUUUGACAGGUGGACGGCUCUAAACAUGCCUGAUUUCCGGGAACACGUCUCAUCUGUGAAUGUGUGAUUGGGGCAAUUAGCAUUGGGCCUAAAUGUCUGCAGUCACUGAUGUUGUUACUUGGGUUCGACGUGCUCUAAUCCUUUUUUGUGUUCCCCAUCAAAGAUCAAAGUUUUAGCAAGCUAACAUUUGCUAAUUGGCACCAAAAGCAAACUGAGGUGACGAGAAUGUGACUAUUUGUACAGCGUUUUGUUGAUGAAACAUAAAAAUUAAAAUUUGACCUGAUGA